AUGCAUAAUUUUCUUUUUAGAAAUAAACUAUCAACUUACUCUCCCUUUAGUCCCUUUGGUUCUUCUAAAAACUCUAAACCAGGCAUAAUAACAAAGCUAAAAAACAAGAUUUAAGAUUUGUUUCAACCUACUAUCAACCCAUCGAGUACAAUUUAACGGAUACAAUGCUAUAAUGAAUUAAAUUUAGAAAAAGAACUAUCUCAUUAAUUUUAAAAUAAUCUUGUAAUUGUAGAUCAUAUUCUACCGAACUAAGAACAUAAUUAAACUUCAAAACGCAAGUCUUUAUAUCCCUUUGAUUUAUAUUACCAGGAGGUUAUUCAAAAACAAAAUUAAACAUCUCAAGAAUCCAAUAUUAACCAAGCUAUCAAAUUAAAAGAUUAGCAACCUUAUCUUAACAAACCCAAGAAACAAAUGAAGUUUAAAAAAAAUCAUGCCAAAAUUCAAAAACAUACAAAAAUGGAAGGUAAUUUUUGUUUCUAUUAUCAAAUAGACAACUCAUAAUAAAUAGACUUAGACUAUAAUUUAAAAUCUUAGAAUUUUAAUGUUGAAUUCAAUUAAGAAAAUUCCUCAAAUUUCCUGUCCAAUUAUUCAAUUAAAAAAAUCAAAUACUAAGACAAUUGUAUUGAAAAACCUCCCCCUUCGAACAAUUAAGAAGUUUAGACUAAAGGAUAAAUGUCUCAAAUAAAUUAAUUUGAAAUUUAAUCUUUUGCAAACAUUAAAUAAAAUUAACAAUUUAGUUGUCAAUAAUUUAAUGAUUAAAAAAGAAAUAUCUCUGAUACUCAAAAUGGAAUUUCUUGCAACAUUGUUAACUUCAAAUAAUUUAUUUAAGAAAAUUAAUAUUUUUCAAGUUCUACUGGUACUAAUACAAAGGGAGAACCUUAAGAGCUCUUAUUCAAUAUGGAACAUAUUUCUUUUUCUUAACAUAUUGAUUCCUCAAUAUCAGAAGAAUAAUGUUCAAUUAAUAGCUCUUUUGAGAUUUAAAAUAAACUUUUUUCUAUAUUUCAUCCUGACCCUACAGAACAAGCAAAUUUCAUUUAAGUAUAGGAAUAAUAAUUAAAUAAAAGCCAAAAUGAACAUUAAAAUAAUGAAUACUAAAAUUAAAUAGACAGUUUAGGAUCUUAAAAAUAAUUUAAAAAAUAAAAAAAACUUUUAUUAGAUUCAAAUAUAGUUAGCCUAUAAAUUUAAUGCAAUCGUUCAAAUUUAAAUGAAUUUAUCAACUAAUAAUGCAAAAUUGAUUCUGAAAUCUAAUAAUAAUAAUGUUAAUAAUCAAUUACAUAAGAAAAAUCAGUUAACAUUUCAAAUGAUGAUUCUGUUAUUUAUUUUAAAGAUGAAAAUGUAAUCAUAUAAAAUGUAAAUUAGAUUAAAAUAGGAAAUAAUUAAUGUAUAUUUUAAAACAAUGAUAAAAUAUAAUAAUAACCUUAAAUUGAAUAAAUAAAUCAUAAUUAAUAGCUUAUUCAAUAAUUAGAUAAAAAGCCUGAUAGUCCUUAAUCUUAAAAUACAUUAAUGUCUGUGAAUUAUUAAAGUACACCAAAAACUUCAAAUAUUAUUCACGAAUUUGAUUAAAUAAAAGAAUCAAAUCAAAACACUGAUUAACUCUUAAAGUAAAAUAAUCCAUUUUUAAAUCCAAAUUCUCAUAUUGAUUCAGAAUAAGUAAGUUAAUAUUUUUUGUCAGGUUUAGUAAUAGAGAAUUCUUAGAUUUCUUAAUAACAAUAAUAAACAACUAAAAAUCAAAAAUUUUCAGAUCUAUUUAAGAUGCCAAGAAAUAAUUAACUUUUUAAAUUUAAUAUUCUUUCAGAGAAUUAAACAUAUUAAACUUAAACUUAAAACCUAUUUGAUUAAUAGAAUAUAUCUUAAAAGGAUAAUUAAUGCUUAAUUUAUAAGUAAAUGGAAACAAUUGAUGUUGUGCCAUAAUAUGAUUAAUUUAAUUUUAGCUAACAAAAUAAUUUUCAUCAAUCAGUAUCAAAUUACUAUUCACCAAAUUUUGAACAAAAAUAUUAAUCCCAACCUGAUGCCUUUAAGUAAUCUUAAUCAAGUAUGCCAUGGAACAGUUACCAAGUACCUCUUUAGUAAUAAAAUCUAUUUCCGUAAAUGCAGUAAUCUUCAUAUCAAAUAUCAAGCAUUAACCUAUUUUAAUCAAAUUCCUCAAUGACUAAAUCCAAUCCUAAUUGCUGUUAAGAAAGUAGAAUAAAUAAUCUUUAUACUAAGUAGGAUGUACUUUCGUUAUUUUAAGAUACGAAUAAAACAUAAGAUCAAAGUAAUUUAUAAAACAUAUCUUUAGAUUUAUUUGUUAUUGAUUCAAAAUUAAAUAGUAAUUCUUAAUCCUAAAAUUUAAAUAAUAGCUUUACUAGAGGAUAAAAAAAAAAAUAACGCAUUAAUAAUGACUGA
This is a messenger RNA of Paramecium sonneborni, 2385 nucleotides long. Lineage: Eukaryota; Ciliophora; Oligohymenophorea; Peniculida; Parameciidae. The record is from the annotation of a GenBank genome assembly.